AUGUCUCAGCUUUUCUUUAUCAGAUUUCCAGUUGGGUCUCGUGUAGUUGGAGCUUUCAUUAUGCCAUGUGGAACUUGUACCUAUUGUGCUAAGGGCCAUGAUGAUUUAUGUGAAGACUUCUUUGCUUUUAAUAGAGCUAAAGGAACUCUUUAUGAUGGAGAAACUCGUCUGUUUUUGCGGCAUGAUGAUUCACCAGUGUAUAUGUACAGUAUGGGAGGGAUGGAUGAGUACUGUGUGACACCAGCUCACGGUUUAGCUCCGUUACCAGAGUCUUUGCCUCACACUGAAUCUGCAAUUCUAGGGUGUCCUGGAGAUUCUAUUGCUCCACUAUUACUUAGUGGCUGCGGUGGAGCUCUGCUUCUUGAGAAUGUGAGAUUUUACAAGGAGGACGAGAAGAAGGAUCCUGAGUUUGCUAAGAAGCUUGCUUCGCUAGCUGAUCUCUAUGUCAACGAUGCUUUCGGAAAUGCUCACAGAGCCAACGCUUCUACUGAGGGAGUCACAAAGUUCUUGAAGCCUUCAGUUGCUGGUUGA
Molecule: messenger RNA, 531 nt
Organism: Microthlaspi erraticum
Lineage: Eukaryota; Viridiplantae; Streptophyta; Magnoliopsida; Brassicales; Brassicaceae
Source: the annotation of a GenBank genome assembly